AGAUGAUAUAAUUGAAAUAAAAUUAUGCUUUAUUUUAAGUAUUAAGUGAUUAUAUUGUAAAAUAUUAAAAAAAGUGUUUCUUUUUGAUAUUUUAUGAUAUAAUAAAUUAAUGUUUAUUAUAAUUCAUAAAUUUUAUGAAAUUUAUCAUUAUAUUACUUUUGAUCACCCUGCAAUAUUUAUUAGUUAUUUUAUGUAUGAAUUUUUAAACAAUUGAAGUUUACAUAAGAUGUUUUAGUACAACUGAUGUCCAACAGAAACUAAUACUGAGUUUGUUGAAUUCCUGAAUUUGCUUAAAUGAUAUUAAUUCAAGUAGAUUACUUUAUAAUAGGAUUCCAAACUUUGUUUCUGUUUCAAGCUUAUUUUACCAAUAUCUAGUGCUAGUGCGCUAUUAAAUUUACUAUAAUACCAUGGAAGAAUAGAAAAAUUUGAAGAAGAAUAAAGAACAAAUUGAAAAA
Messenger RNA from Paramecium primaurelia, 455 nucleotides. NCBI's taxonomy places the organism in Eukaryota, Ciliophora, Oligohymenophorea, Peniculida, Parameciidae. The record is from the annotation of a GenBank genome assembly.